Messenger RNA from Equus quagga, 5439 nucleotides. It is a transcript of the gene GABRR2, whose product is annotated as gamma-aminobutyric acid type A receptor subunit rho2. The coding region runs from base 40 to 1500 and encodes 486 amino acids. Gene Ontology annotation, molecular function: GABA-A receptor activity; neurotransmitter receptor activity; extracellular ligand-gated monoatomic ion channel activity. Gene Ontology annotation, biological process: chemical synaptic transmission; signal transduction; monoatomic ion transmembrane transport. The transcript is spliced from 9 exons. The record is from RefSeq and is a predicted model, not a curated record. Gene Ontology annotation, cellular component: GABA-A receptor complex; membrane; synapse. Lineage: Eukaryota; Metazoa; Chordata; Mammalia; Perissodactyla; Equidae.
CCUCUGAGAAGCACCGUCACAAGGCAGCAGGCUGAAUCAAUGGUUAAGCCCGGGGAGAUUUGCUCUGCCGCAGCUUACUGGAAAGCAGCUUGUGGCAUCAUAGACAUUCACAGAAUGCCUUAUUUUACAAGACUCAUCUUGUUCUUGUUUUGCCUGAUGGUUCUUGUGGAGAGCAGAAAGCUCAAGAAGAGGAGAUGGACAGGGCAGCUGGAAAUGCCCAAGCCAAGUCACCUAUACAAGAAGAACCUCGACGUGACCAAAAUCCGCACAGGAAAACCUCAGCCGCUUCUCAGAGUGGACGACCACGAUUUCACCAUGAGGCCCGCCUUUGGAGGCCCUGCCAUCCCAGUAGGCGUGGACGUGCAGGUGGAGAGCCUGGACAGCAUCUCGGAGGUGGACAUGGACUUCACCAUGACCCUGUACCUGCGGCAUUACUGGAAGGACGAGAGGCUGGCCUUCUCCAGCACCAGCAACAAGAGCAUGACCUUUGAUGGCCGCCUAGUAAAGAAGAUCUGGGUCCCCGACGUCUUCUUUGUUCAUUCCAAAAGGUCAUUCAUCCACGACACUACCACUGACAACAUCAUGCUGAGGGUGUUCCCGGACGGGCACGUGCUGUACAGCAUGAGGAUUACGGUCACUGCCAUGUGCAACAUGGACUUCAGCCACUUUCCCCUGGACUCCCAGACCUGUUCUUUGGAGCUGGAAAGCUAUGCCUAUACAGAUGAAGAUCUGAUGCUGUAUUGGAAGAAUGGGGACGAGUCCCUGAAAACAGAUGAGAAGAUCUCCCUGUCUCAGUUUCUGAUUCAGAAGUUUCACACCACUUCCAGACUGGCCUUCUACAGCAGCACCGGCUGGUACAACCGUCUGUACAUUAACUUCACGUUGCGUCGUCACAUCUUCUUCUUCUUGCUCCAAACCUAUUUCCCUGCCACGCUGAUGGUCAUGCUGUCCUGGGUGUCCUUCUGGAUUGACCGCAGAGCAGUGCCCGCCAGAGUUUCACUGGGUAUCACCACGGUGCUGACCAUGUCCACCAUCAUCACGGGCGUGAACGCCUCCAUGCCCCGCGUGUCCUACAUCAAGGCCGUGGACAUCUACCUGUGGGUCAGCUUUGUGUUCGUGUUCCUCUCCGUGCUGGAGUACGCGGCUGUCAACUACCUGACCACGGUGCAGGAGCGGAAGGAACGGAAGCUGCAGGAGAAGUGUGAAAUGCCUCAGUCAAGAACCAUGAUGCUGGAUGGAAGCUACAGUGAGUCUGAGGCCAACAGCCUGGCCGGGUACCCGAGAAACCAUAUCCUGACAGAGGAGGAAAGACAAGACAAAAUAGUUGUCCACCUGGCCCUAAGCAGUGAAUCCAACUCCUCCAGGAAGAAGGGGCUUCUGAAGGGCCAGAUGGGUCUUCGCAUCUUCCAGAACACCCAUGCCAUUGACAAAUACUCCAGGUUGAUAUUCCCCGCCUCCUUCAUAUUUUUCAACUUAAUUUAUUGGUCAGUGUUUUCCUAGGGGCUCCGAGGCUAUGCCUGGGAAAGGGCAUAGACAUCUCUGGGGCCUGGCCAGCCGUCCACGUAUGGACAUGCUGACCACGCUCCCCUCACUAGACAGAGCAGCAGCUCCCGGACCACCAUGAGCGGCGCCCCAUCUCUCAGAGGAGCCAGGACCCCUCCAGCUGCACUUCCCCAGACCUCAUGGGUUUGCUCCUCACUCAUGCUGUGUUCUGUGUUCUACUUCAUGCCUCUCUGAGACUGACUUCCGUUCUCGUGUUUGAACAGGUGCACGAGAGCCCCCUUCCUAUAAAAAAAGACUCACCUGCCUCCCAGAUGUUCUAAGACCCUUCUGAAUAGGAUUCAGUUGCAAAGGGGAAGGGAAAAAUGAAGGGCAAGCUUAGGGGCAUUCUGGAUAGGAGAUGGGAAAUUAGGAUUCAAAAUAGGUUUAAAACAUCUGUGAACCCGUACAACUGGAUUAAGUGCCUACUUAGGAAGGAAAAAACUCAGAUCCCAAAUAAGAAAUGAUUUGACCUGUGUGAGUCUGGCAACUUGCGUGAUUUUGCAAUAUGAGGGGAUGUCAUUCAUUCAUCCAUCCAUUCAACCAUUCACUAAAUACUGAAAACCCACCCUGUGCCAGGUCCUGUGGAAAUGAACAAAUAGAAGUCUCUUUUCUCAGAGAUUUUCUCUAAGCCUGUGGUCAUUCUACAUAUGACAGAAAGUACUUCUGCCCUUCUCUCUCCUUCAACUCCCACUACCCCACAGAGCCAUUCUGUUUGCUGAUGGUUUUACUCCUAGGUCUGUCUAGAAAAGCAUUUCCAGUCUCCCAUGAGACCCUCAUGAAGCCAGCUCAAUGCUUGUCUCCUGCAAUCUCCAUGCAGGACAAGCCUACCUCUGGGAGGAGGGACAGUGACAUGAGAAUUAGUGAUAGCAGAACUUGGUCUUGGGGCAGAAGGAGGCAUAGGUCUGGGAAUUUGUUUCUGAUGCCAUGCUACCUCCCUUUAUGGGCUCUUUCCCUUCGCCCCCAGCUGACCAGUGUCCUCAGUAAUCCUUGUGUCCAAGCUCUGCCCCCAGCCCGGGGACGCUACCUAUGCUGACCAGAAGUGCCCGCACUCUAGAAUGACUUCCCCCUUACCCCCAUGAGCUACUGACUCUUUCCUCUAAUGCAGCUAAGCUCAGAUUAGGCAGGUAAUCUGAUUUAUUGAAUCUACAGUAAGUUGUGAAUGGCCAUUUCUCUCAACCCUGUGUUAGGUGUUUGCUAGUUAAGUGAAUCUCUAAUUAGGAGAAUUUCUGGAGGUAUAAAGGACACAAUUUUGAGAAGGGGGCCUUUUCCUAAAUCAUAACACUUGGGAUCAGAAGUCUGUUCUGGGGGAGUAGGGAGGGAAUGCCCACCUCAGAUUUCUUGUUUAUUGAUGGAAGUUGUUCUGCCUUUUCCCUCGCUGCCCCUACCACCUUCCUGCUCAGGGUCUGGGUGUCUGGUCCUUUGGUCAAGAGUAGACAAAUGGUACAGCCAAAGAGAGGCCUUCGGUUGAGCAAGCUCUGGCCUGUGAGUCUGCUCCACGGCUCAUGACUCCCAGGGGCAGGGAUCCUUAGUUCUGAGGAUUAGAGCACACAUGGCUGCCAGAGCCUCCAGAGUUUCAGGUCGAGGGCCUGUAGCUGCCUGAUCCUCUCACUGACUCCCUCGUCAUGACUGCUGACACAGUUGCUGUACACAUCCCAGCUUCUCUGAUCCUUCCCCCGCCCUAGUCCCCCAUCCGUUUCUCCUGUUCCCCGUACACACUCCUUGUGUGAUCCUGGUCCCAGACACUUGCUUUACCACUCCAUUGUCCAUGUUAAGGACCAGACUCAUCAUCUCUGGCCAGAGACUGUAUGAUCAGGGCUGGGAUUCAAGGAGCUGAACUCUCAGAAGGGCUGGCUCCAGGAAACCAUAUGACAUAGAUUAUCUUGGGGAACUGCAAGUUUGGGAGGUCCCCAAGACCACUCUCAGGUUUAAUAAUUCACUAGAAGGACCCACAGAACUCAGAAAAGCCAUUAUACUCACGGUUAUAGUUUAUUGCAGCAAAAGGAUACGGGUUAAAAUCAACAAAGAGAAGUGGCAUAUAGGGUGGGGUCCAGGAGAGACCAGGUACAGAACUUUCAGUUGUUCUCUCCCAGAGGGGUUAUACAGAUGGCGCUUAUUUCUCCCACCAAUGACGUGUGACAAUAUGCACCGACUAUUGCCAACCAGGGAAACUCACCCAAGCCCGUCAAGGUGUACAAGAGUUUUUAUUGGGGGUCAGCCAUGUAGAUACAGCUACUGCCCACAUGGCUGACCCCAGUCUCCAGCCUUUCUGGAGGUCAAGCUGAUAACUCUUAGCUCAAGGUCCCCAUCAUAAAUCACAUUGUUAGCACAGACCACCUGGCAUGGGCCAAGGCCCCCAAGUAAACAAAGACCUUCCUAUCAGGCAGGACAUUGCAAGUGUUUAGAAAUUACAUCCCAGGAGCUGGAGGCCAAGGCCCAAGCCUUUCUUUUGGCAAGGUUAACCCGUUACUGCACAGCAAUCCUUGUCAAUUCCUUAUUGCUAAUGUUAAUUGCUAUUCUACUGUUAAAGAUUCAUGCCACAAACAUUUUAAAGCAUCCCUGAAUGAAGUAUAGUGGGGUCCAAAUUAGGACAAAGAGAUAGUCACAGCUCUCAGAGAGGAGACUGAUAGAAGACAUGAGAUACAAACACGUAUAAGUUAAAAAGUGUUAACUACUACAAUGAUGGUUCAAAGUGUAAUGGGAAUUCUGAAGAAGAAAAGAAUGAUUUUCACUGGGAAGACUGGAUCUCCUGAGAAAACAGCCUCUGAGCUGCCCCUCAAAGGUUGGGGAUUUGGAGAAGAAGAAAAGUACAUGCUAGAUCUGUGAUGUCUAGUAGGGUUGCCGCUAGCCAUGUAUCCAUUUAAUUUAAAUUAAUUAAAGUUAAAUAAAAUUUAAAACUCAGUUUUUGCCCCAUUGCACUAGCCACAUUUCAAGUGCUGCUCAAUAGCCACAUGCGGCUGGUGGCUACACUAGUGGAAACUGCAGAUCUAUAGAACAUUUCCACCAUCACAGAAAGUCCUGUUAGACAACGCUGCUGAAGGUGAAAGGAUCAGCCUAAGCAAAGUCACAAGAGAGGCAGGAAGAUUUGAGAUUGCUGAGUAUAGGGUUUGUGGGGCAAGUCUUAUGUUUUGGCUGGAUCCUAGGCUGUGGGAAGAGGAGAUGAGAGACCAGCUCUUUUCUAGGGGUCGUGGCAGGUCCCCCAUGUCACUGCUAAUGAGCACAGCUUCCCCUCCAUGAGUUGCCUGGCCCAAGACCAUUGGAUUUCCCACCCUCACAGACAAAUGAAGAAUGAAAGUACGUAAACAAGGAUGAUUGAGUGGUACAGGGCAUUUGGACUUGUUUAGAAACCUUUACCCUCUAGAGACUCUCCUAGGCCACAACGCUGCUCAACGAAUGAUAAUUACAUUGUCAUUAAAUAUAUCCUAUUGCUUUGGUUGUCUUAUUUAAUUCCACCACUACUCUGCUUCUGACUAUGUUGUCUUCAUAAAUUGAGGCUCAUAUAACAUGGUGGCCUGUUCAUGUAAAAAAAAUUAAGAUGUAUUUUAACUAGCUUAUGUAUUCAAAUGGAGUUAAUUCUAUAGCAAACAUGUUAAGAAUCAUGAACAGCAUUUUAUCCUGUGGGACCAUGAUACAAUGACACCAUUGUGUUCAGCACUGCCUUAUUGCGGUGUAAUAGUCUGACUGUACUUGAGAAAGUGGAAGAUUAAAGGAGGUUGAGAGGAGACAACAGGAAGUAAGGAAAUAUUGAGAACAUGGAAGGUUUCACCCUAGAUUGCAGAAGACAGAGGAGUAAACAUAAUUGUUAUCAGGGAUGCUUGAAUGGCACUUAACUUCACUGAAUCCAAGACACCAUCAAAUGUAAGAUGCAUCCAUAUUUUAUGUACUACUAAGAAAGAAAAA